CGUGUGUGUGUGUGUGUGUGUGUGUGUGUGUGUGUGUGUGCGCGCGUGUGUUCGGUUGCCACGGUAACAGAUGUCACAGUGUGAUGUCGGACUCUCGUCACAGUGAUGUCAUCAGCCUACACACCGCACGUCGGUCUCAGCGCUCAGGCUGCGUCACAGAGCGGAGGUAACCAGACACUGUCCAGGUGCAUCAUGGGAAAUGUAGGAUUCAGUGUUUUCAGACUAAACGUCGCCGCUGCUCAGAUUCUGUUGACCCCUCAUCAACCAGAGCCCCCCAGCGUCAGAGCCGAGCUGCCAUGGUUCAGUGUUAAAGGUUAAAAUGUUUUCAGAGAAAAAUCUGUCAAUUAAAAGAUUUAAAUGUAAUUCGAUUUAAAUGAUGUGAUGAUGAUUCCCACACUGAGUUCAGUCUCUGCCUCCCCCCUCACUGUCUGUCUGCCUGUCUCCCUCCCUCCCCCCUGUCUCCCUCCCUCCGGUCGCUGCAGUUCUCCGGUCCGACCUGCUGGCUUUUCUCCCACCGGCAGCAGCGAUGCAGAGGAAACCCGGCGCAGCGGCUCCGGUGUCGUCCUCCACACACUGAGCGGAUCAUCAUCAUUAAAGUCAUUCUUUAUUUUCUUUGUGAGUGUAAAGUCCCGGAGCUGAGGGGGGAUGGUGUCGCCUCCUGAAGCCGGAUAAUCAGACGCAGAGGCCGGCGGCGGUGGCAGGGAGGAGGGAGGGUUACUGGCUGGUCUGGAGGAGGUAACCAAAGCCAGGGGCUGCUGGGUGAAUCACGGCUUCCGCGGAGGAUUGCACCGGGGCAUUUUUGGAUAUUCGGGUCCGUGUUUGAGCAGGUUCUCCCGGCGGGGGUCGCGGACUUCGGGUGCGCUCGGUUCUUGAUGCCCCGGAGGCCCGGAGAAGCUCAGACUGCGGAGCCCCGGAGCAGGGCUCGGACACCGGGGAAGUAGAGGAGGAGUCUGUCUCUCUGUCUGAUUGGACGCCGGCUCCACCAUGAACCCUCUGAACCAGAUGAAGGCUGGACUGGCCAACAACCCACACAGCGAGGGUUCGUACCCCUACGACCCGUCCAGCUGGCAGCAGCCCACCAACCAGCCCACAGGAUCCCUCUCCGUGGUUACCACCGUCUGGGGGGUGACCAAUCCCUCAGCCAGCCAGGGACUGGGUGGAGGUGUGAUGGGGCCUGGGGCCAACCCAGGUGGGGGGCCCAUGAUGCAGGGCCCCGGGGGUCCAGGCAUGGCCGGCGGCCCCGGCGGCUACAUGGGUCAGCAGGGCUACGGAGAGCCCAGCAAAGGCUACAUGAACCAGGGGAUGUACGGCCGGACGACUGGGGGCUACGCCGGAGGACCGGGGGGGUACACAGGGAGUUACCCGUCUAACCCCGGAGGCUCCAGAGGUUCUGCUGACUUCACUCAGGCUGCCGCCGCUGCCGUCGCUGCCGCUGCUGCCACAGCAACCGCCACCGCCACGGCAACCGUCGCCGCCAUCCAGGAGAAACAAAACCAAGAGAUGAACUAUGGACAGAUGGGAGGUCCGGCCUACAACAACCAGUUCAUGGCCCACUCUGGCCCCCGCGGCCCCCCCGGAAUGGCUCCUGGAGGUAUGGGCUCUGGUCCAGGUCCUACCAGGGGUCCCUCAAUGGGCCCCAUGUAUGGACCUGGAGGAGGCCCACAGAGGGUCCCACAGCACCCGAACUAUGGUCCUGGACCACAGCAGGGCCACCUGAGGCCCCCACAGGGCCUCAAACGUCCCUACAACUCUGAGUCUUUCCCAGGAAUGUCUCAGCAGUACGGCGUUCCUGUCGGUUCCAAUGUGAACGUGAUGUCGGGUCCCGGUGGUGCCGGUGGUUCGAUGGCGGGUUCAGGUGGAGGUCACGCCGGCCCCGGCCCGUACUCCGGACCUAACAUGCAGUACCACCCAGGUCCUGGUGGUCCUGGCCCCGCCCCUCAGCGCUCAGGCUCCUCCCCCUCCUAUCAGAGCCAUAAAAUGUCCCUCCCUCAGUACCCCCCCUCUGGACCCCCCAACUCGCAGUACUACAAGCAGGACCAGUUUAACGGUCAGGGCGGAGGCUUGAACGCUCUGACCACAGGGGGCGCUGGUGGUGUCUACAACUCCUUCAACCAGCCGUCGGGGCCUGGUCGAGGGUUGCCAGGUUACCCCUCCUCCCCCGUACCUGGAAACCCGACCCCUCCCAUCACCCCCAGCAGCUCCAUGGCGCCGCCCUACAUGUCGCCUGGCAACAGUGACGUCAAGCCGACGCCUUCUUCCUUCCUGCCAGACAUCAAACCCAACAUGGCCAGCCUGGCCCCGCCCCCUCCCACAGGUAACCCCAGCGACGACCUGCGGCUGACCUUCCCGGUGCGUGACGGCGUGGUCCUGGAGCCCUUCAGGUUAGAGCACAACCUGGCCGUCAGCAACCACGUCUUCCAGCUGCGAGACUCCGUCUACAAAACCCUCAUCAUGAGACCGGACCUGGAGCUCCAGUUUAAGUGUUACCACCACGAGGACCGACAGAUGAACACCAACUGGCCCGCCUCCGUCCAGGUGAGCGUGAACGCGACUCCUCUCACCAUCGAACGAGGCGACAACAAAACUUCCCACAAGCCUUUGUACCUGAAGCAGGUGUGUCAGCCGGGCAGGAACACCAUCCAGAUCACCGUGACCGCCUGCUGCUGCUCUCACCUGUUUGUCCUGCAGCUGGUUCAUCGUCCGUCGGUGCGCUCGGUGCUGCAGGGUCUGAUGAAGAAGAGGCUGCUGCCUGCAGAGCACUGCGUCACCAAGAUUAAAAGGAACUUCAGCAGCGGUUCGAUUCCUGGGACCCCCGGGCUGAACGGAGAGGACGGCGUGGAGCAGACGGCCAUCAGAGUCUCAUUAAAAUGUCCGAUCACUUUCCGCCGGAUUCAGCUUCCCGCCAGAGGUCACGACUGCCGACACAUACAGUGUUUCGACCUGGAGUCGUACCUGCAGCUCAACUGUGAGAGAGGAACCUGGAGGUGCCCUGUGUGCAAUAAAACCGCUCUGUUAGAAGGUCUGGAGGUGGAUCAGUACAUGCUGGGAAUCCUCAUCUACGUUCAAAAUUCGGAGUACGAGGAGAUCACCAUCGACCCGGUCUGCAGCUGGAAGCCGGUCCCCGUGAAGCCGGACCUCCAUGUGAAGGAGGAGUCUGACGGCCCGGUGCUGAAGCGCUGCAGGACGCUCAGCCCCAGCCACAUGGUCCUGCCCAGUGUGAUGGAGAUGAUCGCAUCUCUUGGCCCCGCCCCCUCCUCAUCCACCUCCGCCGCCUCCUCCUCCCCGAUGCCCUACCCCUCCCUACCUGCAGGGGGCAGCAGUAACAGCAGCAACACACCUGACUACCCCGGACCAGCUCCGUCCUAUCCCGCUCAGUCCGGGACUUUCUCCGACUUCAGUGGUCCUGGGACUCCGGGGGUCGGGGGAGACUUCUCCUCCCCUGGUCCUCCCCCUCUCUCCUACCAGUCGGAGCUCUCCAGUGCCCUCCUCACCCCCGACAAGCCUCCCCCUCACCCGCUGGCUGGACAGAUAUCAGUCUCAGGCCGUCUGGACUCCACUUCCCAUGGUGCUCCUCUCUCUCAGCAGCAGUCACAGGGUCUCCACAGCAACUCCCAAAUGGGGGGCGGCAACCAGAUGAUGCAGCGUAGCAACCAGAAUCCCCGUCUCCAAGGCGACGGCUCCUUCGGACUCGGGGGCUCUGCGGAGGUUCCAGAACCUUCUCUGGACUUGCUUCCUGAGUUGACCAACCCGGACGAGUUGCUGUCCUACCUCGGACCUCCAGACCUCCCGAGCAACAACAACGACGACCUGCUGUCUUUGUUUGAGAACAACUGAACACACACACACACACACACACAAACACACACACACAAAGACACAAACACACUCUGUAAAAUACAAACUCUUUCUCCUCGCCCACCAAACACGACCAUCGGUCCAACAUGGCCGCCGUCUGCACAGGAUGGAGCGGACGAUAAGAAGGAAACAAAAAACAAACACAACUUUUAAAUAUGAAAACUCUUUGAUGUGUGACUAUGAACUUGAUGGUAACUUUAUUUUAUUGUUUUUUAUCCUCUGAACUGUAUUUUGAUGCUUCAUCCUUCAUUCCCUGUCGGAGCUCACCGCCUCACUGCAGCAACUACAGACUGUUUAACGUGAGCGUUGGUGUUUUUAAACUGCAGGUCACAUCCAACCAUCUCUGCUGAGCCUCCUCCACCUCCUCCACCAGGUCAUUUCCCUCCUUCAGACGAUAGUCUCUGUUCAUUUCUAUGAAAAUGCGGAGAGAAAAAUGGCGUCAGUCCGUUGUGUCGCUCAGCAGCGAUGAGGAGUUGAUGUGAUUUGUAGUUGAAGCAGUAAGGUCCUUUAAACCCAGAAUAUUUCUGGUCCUAAUGAGUUUUUAAAUGUGUUGGUAUAAACAGCUGGAGAUGAGCUUUAAAGGAGAUUAGGUGGAGACACUGAAGGCGGCGCUAACGAAGACGCAUCGUUUACACCCAGCCACAGGGUGGCGAUGGAGGGGCGGAGUUUCCCUGUAAAUGUUCAAAUAUUCCCCAGAAGAUUCCUCUGAACUGCAGAGACGAGCUGGUUCCCUCCACAAACAGUAGGAGUGUAAAGCAGCACGGGAAGGAAAUACUCAAGUACAAGUACCGCAAAUGUGUACUUAAGGACAGUAAAUUCCACCACUGGACACCGCGCGGAUGAAAGGAGCGACGUCAAAUGUCUGCCUGAACGAUCGUCAUUUGAUGCAGUUUGACGUCACAUCACCUGAUCAAUCACCUGACUGAUCAGUGAUCUCGCUGCAGAUGUUGAAACGACGCCUCGUUAAGACGCCGUCUGUCGUCGUUCACCUCCGUCCAUCUGCACAUCUGGCUGAGUGUAAACAGGAGUGUGUUCGGUCACAUCUGGAUUUCCUCUGAGGCUGAAAUGAAAAGUGUAAACGGGGCCAAAGCUGCUCGACUCGCUAAACCUGUUUCUGUAACGACGUCACUUUGACUCCGGAGGGCUUUUUGGCGGGAAGCGUCGUCGGUUUUUAAGCUCACCGUCUCCCUGACGACAGCGAGAGGAAAACAGGAAACGCAGUCGUUUGGUCGUCGAUCACAGCCACAGCUUGUAUAUGUAAUAAUAAACCAGAGUUCAUCUUCAUCAUCCUCCUCAUCAUCAUUACUCUGUAUGUUGUAAAGUGACUAGAGUCCAGACAGUUGUGGUGUCUCCAUGUCCCAGUGAGUCCAGUGCUUCUGGAAAAAAUAAAAACUGUACAUGGUCACUCUGUAUGAUUCAGUAACGAUGCUAAUAACAGUAAUAAUAAAAAUAAUAAUAACCUUUGUAAUUUAAUAAACACACACUGGAAAGACA
Messenger RNA from Lates calcarifer (barramundi perch), 5349 nucleotides. RefSeq names its product zinc finger MIZ domain-containing protein 2. The record is from RefSeq and is a predicted model, not a curated record. Bases 985 to 3834 code for a protein of 949 amino acids. NCBI's taxonomy places the organism in Eukaryota, Metazoa, Chordata, Actinopteri, Centropomidae. Gene Ontology annotation, molecular function: SUMO ligase activity; zinc ion binding. The transcript is spliced from 20 exons. Gene Ontology annotation, biological process: regulation of transcription by RNA polymerase II; protein sumoylation.